AUGGUUAUUUUCGGAAAAGAUCUUUGUCGAUACAAAGAAAUGCUUUAUACAACAUUGCAACAUCCUAACUGUGCACGUGACUGUUUGAGUUUUAUCAAACAAAAGUAUCCAGAACUUCUUGAAGAAAACGUUUCUAAGUUCUCAGAAUGUCUUGUUAAAGCACUUAAACAACAUCGAAGAGCAGUGAACGAACUUUUGAUUGAAUUUGAAUCCGGUGACGAAAUCGAUAAAAUCAAAUCCGAUCUGGAUGAUUGCACAGAAAUGAUCAACAAGUUCUGCAAAGACUUCGAAGUUGAUAUGAUUGACGAUCAAACAGUUUAUGAAGGUAUUGUUGAUCCAAUGUCAUCAUUUUGUGCAUAUGAAAAUGAGUAUGAUUAA
Molecule: messenger RNA, 378 nt
Organism: Trichomonas vaginalis G3
Lineage: Eukaryota; Parabasalia; Trichomonadida; Trichomonadidae
Exons: 1
Coding region: 1-378 (125 amino acids)
Source: RefSeq, a predicted model, not a curated record